Orycteropus afer afer is the source of this 720-nucleotide messenger RNA. Its product is annotated as cone-rod homeobox protein-like. Bases 1 to 720 code for a protein of 239 amino acids. The transcript is spliced from 3 exons. The record is from RefSeq and is a predicted model, not a curated record. NCBI's taxonomy places the organism in Eukaryota, Metazoa, Chordata, Mammalia, Tubulidentata, Orycteropodidae. Gene Ontology annotation, biological process: regulation of transcription by RNA polymerase II. Gene Ontology annotation, cellular component: nucleus. Gene Ontology annotation, molecular function: RNA polymerase II cis-regulatory region sequence-specific DNA binding; DNA-binding transcription factor activity, RNA polymerase II-specific.
AUGCUGAAGCCUUACUAUCUCCAUGACCCCGAGCCAUCCCACGAGCCUCCGCGCAGGCGGCGCCAGGAGCGCACGGUCUACACCCGGGAACAGCUCCGGGAGCUGCAGACCUUCUUCGAGAAGAACAAGUACCCGGAGUACGACGAGCGGGUGGCCCUGGCUGCCAGGCUGCACGUGCAGCAGCACCAAGUGUGGUUCAAGAACCGCCGCGCCAAGCACGCCCAACAGCAAAGAUACCAGCUGCUGCCAUCACCUGGCCGGGAAGACCGAGGGGCCCCGGGCAUGAGCCCAGCCCCUAGCCCUGAGAGUCCCGCCUUCCCGGAAGGCCCUGGCUCCUGCAGCCUCUUUUCGCUCGGCCUCCGGCCCAUGUCCCCAGCGGCAGAGCCCGCGGGCUCCAGCCCAGGCCAGGCCUAUGGGGCUUGUGCGCCAGGCGCCCAGUGGGGCGCUCCGACCACCACAGUCUCUGUCCAGGACCCCUGUGCCAUGGGCUUCCCGUCGAACUACGCGUCAGGCUCCAAUUCAGAGGACUUUUCAAGGGGUCCUCUCUCAUCUUCACUACAGCGGAGUAACAAGCCGGCGCCAAGUUUGUGGAUGGGGCACCAAGCCGACAGCGCCACCUGGCUGAGCUCGUGGGGCGCUGUGUCUGCAGCGCCCUGCAAUCCCGCGGAGGAGCCAGACGGGGGCGCAUUUUCUUGCGAGCUGCGCGGGCGAGGCGGGUAG